AUAUAUGUGAGUAUGUAUAUAUGUGAGUAUUUGCAGAUUGGAUCGGAGAGUUUCAUUAUAAAACUUUACGGGUCGAUGACGACGUAUUCGCACGGAAUAGGAAAUCACGCAAACAAAAGCGUUGUGGACACGGUGCGACGGUUAAAGCCAGCCGCUCUUUUUGACCACAAAAACCAUCGACCGUUUCGCUUUCGAGUUUGCCGCUUUCUCCUAUAAAUGCUCGAAUCUCUGAUAUUCAUCGAUGUGAUUCAGUACGAUCAUUGGAUGGCAAUCAAUUGGUGCGAUAGGCAUUAGUGCUAUAUUAUCACUACUUUAAGGAAAACUUUGGCUAUGUAUAAUUUUGUUUCAUCGUUUUGUCGAUAAAAACUGAAGUGAAAUGGGGAAUGUAUAAAUUAAGCAACACGAUAUAUAGUUUAAACAGAUAUUGCAAAUUAUAGCGUGACAAUAGUACGAUUGUUACGUUACAGUCUAAAUUUUUUAGACGCGUGCUAACAGUUAGAAAACGUGAAGAUGCGAAGUGAUCUGUCGAGAAGAUUGAUGCUGUCCAUAAUUUUGCUGUUAUAUCGCAGAGAUUAUCUCGCGGCAGGCAACGAACAAGUGUGCGAAUCAAAGUUAAACCAUGACGUUUAUGUGCCUUUGAACGAUCUUUCAUGCCAAGACGAUGCUUUGGAUAUUAAGUCGCUUGUCGUCGAGCGAUAUAAACCAACGAGGAAACCGAGCGAAUCACACUUUGAGACUACAGAUGUCCUUGUAUUCACCGUCGCCUCCAACGAGACGGAUGGCUUCCGAAGGUAUCAGAGGUCAGUCGAAAUCUAUGGAUUUCGCGAUAACUUGAAGAUCCUCGGUCUGGGAGACUCGUGGAAGGGCGGUAAAGUAACCUACGAGCCCGGAGGUGGAUACAAAGUUAAUCUUUUGAGAAAGGCGCUAGAGGAUUAUCGAAACGAUGAAAAGAAAAUCGUCUUAUUCACCGACAGUUACGAUGUGAUAUUCCUCGGCGGUCUGUCCGCCAUAGUUGAGCGAUUCCUGAACACCGGCGCUCGAAUUUUAUUUGCCGCGGAGGGAUAUUGCUGGCCGGAUAGAUCUCUUGCGAGCCAAUAUCCGCCGGUGUCGAGAGGCAAACGAUAUCUAAAUUCAGGAUCCUUUAUUGGAUACGCCACUGACUUACUCGCUAUCCUAAACACCGCUCCCAUCGAGGACCUGGCCGAUGACCAAUUGUUCUACACGACUGCGUACCUGAACGACGAGCUCAGAGCGCGGCAUCAGAUCAAGUUGGAUCACAAAUCCGACAUAUUCCAGAAUCUCAACGGUGCGGUAGCCGACGUGGAGCUCAGGUUCAAAGGGGAAGAGGCAUAUCUCCAAAACAUCGUCUAUAAUACAGUACCUCUGGUGCUCCACGGUAAUGGGUUUAGCAAACUGGUUUUAAAUUCCCUCGGCAAUUACCUAGCUCGCGCCUGGACGUCGUACGAAGGAUGUUUAGCCUGUUGGGACCGAACUAUCGAGCUGGACAAGACCAAACCGGAGGCAUACCCGGUUAUCUUGAUAGCCGUUUUCAUCGAACGACCGGUGCCGUUCUUGGAGGAAUUCUUCGAGACUAUUUAUCGCCAGUCCUAUCCAAAAUCGAGACUGCAUUUGUUCGUUCACAACGCCGUACCGCAUCACGAGAGCGUAGUGACGGACUUCUACGAAAGAGUUAGUCAGGAGUAUGUGAGCGCGAACUACAUAUCGGCGAAGCAAGAAGCCAACGAAGUUCACGCUAGAAAACUGGCCAUGAAACAUUGUCUGUUCAACAAGUGCUCCGGAUAUUUCUCAGUCGAUGCGGUCGCGCACUUGGACAACGAGCACACGUUGAAGUUGCUGGUGGAGCAACAGAGAGGGAUCGUCGCGCCCUUACUCAUUCGGCCGUACAAGGCGUGGAGCAACUUCUGGGGUGCCAUUACGGACGACGGAUUUUACGCGCGAAGCUUCGACUAUAUGGAGAUAAUAAAAAACGAACGCAGGGGACUGUGGAACGUGCCGUUCGUCAGUAACUGCUAUCUUAUCAACGCCACUAUCCUAAACAACGAGACGAUCCGUCCGUUUUACGGGAACCCGGAUGGCAACUCGGACACAGACAUGGACACGGAAAUGGCUUUUGCCCAACGAAACCGGCACCAUGGUGUGUUCAUGUACGUCAGCAACAGGCUUGACUUUGGCCACCUCGUCAAUCCCGAUACCUACGACAUCCAACUCGUGUAUCCGGACAUGUACCAGAUCAUGGACAACAAAUUGGACUGGGAGAGAAGAUAUAUUCAUUCCAACUACAGUGAGAGCUUCAAUCCUGACAAGAAGCCGAUUCAGCCGUGUCCCGAUGUCUACUGGUUCCCCAUUGUUACUCGCAGAUUCACGAAGGAACUCAUAGGGAUCGUCGAGUCUUUCGGGCAAUGGUCGGACGGAUCUAAUCACGAUCCACGCUUGUCGGGUGGUUACGAAAAUGUACCGACCCGCGACAUUCACAUGAAUCAAGUUCAGUAUGAGCAACAGUGGUUGUACUUCUUGAAAGAAUAUGUUAGACCCUUACAGGAGCUCGUUUUCACCGGCUACUAUCAUGACCCGCCGCGAUCGCUCAUGAACUUCGUCGUGAGGUAUCGUCCGGACGAGCAGCCGUUCUUGAGGCCGCACCACGACUCGUCAACAUAUACCAUCAACAUCGCUCUGAAUCAAGCGGGAGUCGAUUACGAGGGCGGCGGAUGCAAGUUCAUCCGAUACAACUGUUCGGUCACCGACACGAAGCCAGGCUGGAUGCUGAUGCACCCUGGAAGGCUGACGCACUAUCACGAAGGGCUGCGUGUGAUCGCGGGCACGCGUUACAUUAUGAUCUCCUUCGUGGAUCCGUGAACACUCAAAUCCGCUCUUUGUUAACGAAAGAUUAGGUACUAAUGCAAGCGGAUAAUGACGAAAAAAGAAAAAGGAAAGAUAAUUGGAGGUAUUAGAGAGAAACCAGAUUCUAUAUCGACUAGUUUGUUGUUAUCGAUUAGAGAAACGUCAAUUGUCACCGAUGGACUGAACAGUGCAUUUAAUAAGCCGGGAAAACCGCUCGAUCGAUGUAUUAUUUUUUUACUCCAAUGUCUACAUUGCGCGCCUAAUCAUGCUUUAUAUUUAGUAGGAUCGCAAUUUUUUACAAAGACGAAAUUGUAAUUAUAAUUAAUAAUUACACUCGUUGAAAUAUAUAUCUGAAUUCACUGGUUUUCGAAUGUAUAUAUAUAUAGGGAUCGCUGAUAAAAUUUAUAGUAACUAACGUUACUAAACAUAAUAGAUAUUGUCAUUCAGUCGCGUUAACUCUAUCUCUGAUAUUAUUCUUGGAUAUGGCCGGAAGGAAAGAGAUUCAACAUCUUUUCCAGCUUAACGUUUUCGUUUUCAAUCUUUCAUUGUGUCUAUACAAUUUUUGCAAUAUGUUACAACAUUAGGAACAUUAACAGGAUAAAUAAUUAAAAGUAACGUCACCGAAUAGCAAAUUUUCAAAAAUCGAUUUAAUUACAACGUUGCCCGUUUAUUUACAUAGUAAAAAACGUACCUCCGUCAGAGUUGAUCAUGACGGUACACGAGAGACGUGCACAACUAAUAUUAUUAAAGCCUUGUCGUUUACACUAUAGAGUAAGUACUCAUUGAAGCAACUCAUUACACGGUUGUUCAACGCGAUUUAACUCUCCUGGCCAUUUACUCCGUUUCUUUUCUCCUGUUACCUGUGUGUUCGAAAUACACUGUAACAUCGCCUUAAUUCCAACUUUAAAACACUUGUUCUUUGACCACUUUGUACGUUUAGCGCCGCUUGUCAAUGUAAUGUUUCGUUCUGGAAUGCCAUGCGUUUUAAAGCAAUUGAGAAUGUAGCGAAUAAGUAACAAGCGAAUUAUAUAACACGUUUACACAUUGUAAAAA
This is a messenger RNA of Odontomachus brunneus, 3912 nucleotides long. It is a transcript of the gene Plod, whose product is annotated as procollagen-lysine,2-oxoglutarate 5-dioxygenase. NCBI's taxonomy places the organism in Eukaryota, Metazoa, Arthropoda, Insecta, Hymenoptera, Formicidae. Gene Ontology annotation, molecular function: L-ascorbic acid binding; procollagen-lysine 5-dioxygenase activity; iron ion binding. The transcript has 9 exons. Gene Ontology annotation, biological process: peptidyl-lysine hydroxylation. The record is from RefSeq and is a predicted model, not a curated record. Gene Ontology annotation, cellular component: endoplasmic reticulum. The coding region runs from base 511 to 2874 and encodes 787 amino acids.